UCUUCCUCUGUUCUUCUCUGCAUCAGAUGGAAGAUAACAAUCCUCCCAAGGAUUACUAUAAGAUCCUAGAAGUUGAUUAUGAUGCAACUGAAGAGAUGAUCAAAGUGAGCUAUCGGAAGCUUGCAUUGAAGUGGCAUCCUGAUAAGCACAAUGGUGAUACUGUGGCUACUUCAAAAUUUCAAGAGAUUAAUGAAGCUUAUAAUGUGCUAAUGGACCCUGCUUUACGUUUUGAGUAUGAUUUGACCGGUAUUUACGAGAUCCACAAAUACACUUUGCGGGAAUAUCUGGCUAGAUUUAAGGGAAUGAUACUCACUUGCAAUGGACUUGGCAUCAGUCACUCCUCAUCACCAUGGACACAACAAUUGGCGGAAGGCAACAACACUACAGAUGAGCAAGGAUACUGUAUAAACUGAAGAAGAAACAGAGCUUUGUAACUUUUGAUCCGAAACUCAAAAGGCAUUAUUAUACCGUCUCACCGGAUAAUUACCAGGCGUGGGAAUAUAGGAGUACGCCCAGUACGCCCCAUUUGACGAUAUAACAGCUUUUGCAGGAUGUUUGAAUACUUAGAAAUUUGAUGGUACCAUAAGAAGAAACAUUGUCAGGUUAAUGCUUAGCUUCACAUAUUGUGGGUUAAGACUCAAGUAUUUACUGUAUUAUUAUCAUUCAUUGGUCACACACACUUAGAGUAGACAUCAAAGCGAAACAAGAAUAAAAGCUCCAACCUUGGAUAUGUGUUGUGGGUUUUGUAGCUCUGCUUAUUAUACCAACAAAAUGGAUAUCUUACAUCUCUGUAUGUAAUUAUGUUCUGUGUUGUUUUUUUCUGUAACCAAUAAAACAAAAAAUCUAUAGGUA
This is a messenger RNA of Arabidopsis lyrata subsp. lyrata, 852 nucleotides long. Its product is annotated as dnAJ-like protein slr0093. The record is from RefSeq and is a predicted model, not a curated record. Lineage: Eukaryota; Viridiplantae; Streptophyta; Magnoliopsida; Brassicales; Brassicaceae. Gene Ontology annotation, cellular component: nucleus; cytoplasm. Bases 27 to 413 code for a protein of 128 amino acids. The transcript is spliced from 7 exons.